CCUUUCAAUUUCCUCUCCACCCAACACGAAAAAACAUCGUGGACCCGAUUUUCAGGUUUAAUUCUUCUCCUUUUUGUUCACUCUAAUAACCCAAAUCACAUUUCGCCAGAAAAUCCCUAAAAUCCUUGGAUCUGGUUCGAGCUUGUGGUUGUCAGGCCUCUUUGAUCAACUAAGUUUCAUGUCUGAUCCCGACGUGGUCCAAAUUCCUAGUGCCUUUGAUCCCUUUGCUGAUGCAAAUGCUGAGGACUCGGGUGCCGUCGCAAAGGACUACGUGCACAUUCGUAUUCAGCAGCGGAAUGGUCGGAAAAGCCUGACAACUGUACAGGGGUUGAAGAAAGAAUUCAGCUACAACAAGAUACUCAAAGACCUCAAGAAGGAGUUUUGCUGCAAUGGCACUGUGGUUCAGGACCCUGAAUUAGGCCAGGUUAUUCAACUUCAAGGCGACCAGCGUAAGAACGUAUCUACCUUCCUUGUUCAGGCCGGCAUUGUGAAGAAGGAAAACAUCAAAAUCCAUGGUUUCUAAGUUGCAGAUGCUUAAAGUUUCCGGCUAAGGUCACUCAUCCCGCGUCGAAGCAGGAGA
Hibiscus syriacus is the source of this 580-nucleotide messenger RNA. Its product is annotated as protein translation factor SUI1 homolog 2-like. Bases 179 to 523 code for a protein of 114 amino acids. The transcript has 5 exons. The record is from RefSeq and is a predicted model, not a curated record. Gene Ontology annotation, biological process: translational initiation. NCBI's taxonomy places the organism in Eukaryota, Viridiplantae, Streptophyta, Magnoliopsida, Malvales, Malvaceae. Gene Ontology annotation, molecular function: translation initiation factor activity; RNA binding.